AUGAGCGGCGGCGGCGACGACGUGGUGUGUACCGGCUGGCUGAGGAAAUCGCCUCCCGAGAAGAAGUUGAGGCGCUAUGCCUGGAAAAAACGAUGGUUUAUACUGCGGAGUGGCCGGAUGAGUGGAGACCCAGAUGUUCUGGAAUACUACAAAAAUGAGCACUCCAAGAAACCCCUGCGGAUCAUCAACCUGAACUUCUGUGAGCAGGUGGAUGCAGGUCUGACCUUCAACAAGAAAGAGCUACAGGAUAGUUUUGUGUUUGAUAUCAAGACCAGCGAGCGCACAUUUUACUUGGUGGCUGAGACAGAGGCUGACAUGAAUAAGUGGGUCCAGAGCAUUUGCCAGAUAUGUGGCUUCAAUCAAGCUGAGGAGAGCACAGCCAAGUCAGGCAGAAACACCUCGAUGGGUGGAGAGAGUGCCAGCUGGUCUGCUGAAUCUGUGAGUCACAAUGUUAAUUCUUUUCUGGGGCCAGGAAAGACUGCCGUGGGUCGAUCAAACAGUGCCAGCUCUGAUGACAACUACGUGCCCAUGAACCCCGGUUCUUCUACCCUGCUGGCUAUGGAACAAGUAGGAGACAAUUCCCAGAGUGUCUACAUCCCCAUGAGCCCAGGGCCUCAUCACUUUGACCCACUUGGCUACCCGUCCACAGCCCUUCCUAUUCACAGAGGCCCCAGCCGAGGAAGUGAGAUCCAGCCACCCCCAGUCAACCGAAACCUCAAGCCUGACCGAAAAACAAAGCCAACACCCCUUGACCUGAGAAACAAUGCUGUCAUCGAUGAGCUCCCCUUCAAGUCACCUGUCACCAAGUCUUGGUCCAGGAUCAACCACACCUUUAACUCCAGUUCCUCCCAGUACUGCCGUCCUAUCUCCACACAAAGCAUCACCAGCACAGACUCAGGAGACAGUGAGGAGAACUAUGUCGCCAUGCAAAACCCAGUAUCUGCAUCCCCUGUUCCCAGUGGCACUAACAGCCCAGCUCCAAAGAAGAGUACUGGCAGUGUGGAUUACCUAGCCUUGGAUUUCCAGCCGGGCUCCCCAAGCCCUCACCGCAAGCCAUCCACAUCAUCUGUCACAUCGGAUGAGAAGGUAGACUAUGUCCAAGUGGAUAAAGAGAAAACUCAGGCCCUGCAGAACACCAUGCAGGAGUGGACAGAUGUGCGACAGUCCUCAGAACCAUCCAAGGGUGCCAAGCUGUAAUGACGGGGGCCAUCGAGUUCAAGAGCCAUGAGGCAGCUGCCCUGACCUGCCUCUUCUGUCACCUCCUUCUCCAUUUCUUCCUAAACCUCCUCUCCCCUGUACCACUUUCAGCCUUCAAAGCACUCAACAUCAGGGACCUGACCCUUCCCCAUCAGAGGCAAGGGCCUGGUGGAGACACUUCCUCUGCCACUUGAGUUCCACCUAUGGCUUCUGUCAAUACUAGCUGUGCCUCCACCACCUUAGUUAGGAGCUGUUGCCAAAAAAAGCUUCCUGCUUUGGACCCAUUUGUCUGCUGCUUGGUCUCUCAGAGGGAGGGUUAAAGCUCUGAGCUAGGCUCAUAUCUCAUGUCUGCUCACCGCUGUCCACCCUCUACCUCAGGGCUGCUUCUCCAUCCCCAGCAGAGAAUGAUAACCUAGGGAGCCAAGAAACAGCAGACCAGAGUACACAUGGGCUUUCUGAUCUCUGCUAUUUUGGCAAGGAAAAGGCAAGGUGCCACAAGAAGGAAUGGUUGAUAGUGGAAGUCAGGAGCUGCCUUGAGUGAGGAAGAAGUUAGGUCCCCAGACGUGGGGGUGUAGCUGAUAACCUGCAGGGUGAUACUCAAUAUCAGGUGCACCCCUGCUGUAGACUGGGAGAAGAGUAUGAAGGACAGCUGGAAGGAAAACUGAUAAUGAUAAGCAACUAGGAACAAUAAAGAACAAAAGUCUUUGGGUGACAAAGCUUGGAGCUAGAGGACUCUGCCACUCUGGGACAGGCAGUCUUCUUUCCUGGCCCUGAUGAAGAGAUGAGACAGUGGGAGAAGAGACAGUAGCAGGUGAUAUGGGGGAUGGGAGGCAGGGGGAUCCUGGGACAGGAGUGUGUUAGGCACAGAGCAGUGUGGGGACACUGCCACAGAAAGAAAGUUACUAGUAGGUAGGAAGGUGCAGAGAUGACUUAGGGACCAGGAGGCAGGGAAGACAUGUGGCAAGUGGAGACAUGUGUCUAAAGGGCCUGAUGGAGAGCCCAAGGCCACAUGCAGGAAUAUAGCAAGGCGCAGAAUGAGAAGGAGCUAUACUUUAACCAAGUGAGUCUAGAGAGCACAGGAGGGUCUGGGUAAUGGCUUGUGCCAGACAGAAGCACCUCUGACCUAGUGACAGGCCAAGUCUUUUCUCUGUUGUCCUCAGCGCAGGGAUGGUAGAAACUAACCCUCUCCUCUCAUGGCUUCAGAGGUCACCAGGGCAGAAGGGAUGGGAAGCUGUCAUUGCCUAAGGCUUUUAAGACAAGGCAGGAAGAUCUGAAUGUGUUUGUGUUGAAAGUUGUUGACCAAAUUUUCAAGCAUUUCAUUUCAGAAGAAAAACAGGACAAACCAGCAUUUCAUUUUGCCCUAGAUGAACAGAUUAUUGUCCUCUAAAACUUAGGACUGUUCAGCAACUAAAGGCACACCUCACCUCUCUCCUCCAGAGAGCCCUGUCUAGGAGCUCCUCAGUAGUAGCCCCUCAGUAGGAUGGAACAUGUAGUAAUGGCUGCUGAGCCCUGUGCUGCCGAUGACUCAUACCUUGUCCCUAGCUACAGGUCACAAUCCGUGAGAAAAGUAAAUGGUGACUGGCAAGUACAUAAAAAGGAAAAGUGCUAAAGGAGACUGAGCCACAGGAGGGGAAGCCUCAAGGAGGAGCAGAGCGUGUUUUCAAGGGUAAGCAGGGGUGGGUCCAAGGAGGAAACAGGAGAGAUGAGGGAAGCCUCGGCUUCGGGAACAGAAGGUCUUUGAAGGGAUGAAGCCAGCCUCAGAAGUGUGCACUGGCACCUUGAGUGAAAUGGGGCUGUGGAUGGUUGCACUGAGCAGGGUUACAAGGUACUUGGCUGGCUCUGCCCGUCCUCAUGGUGUCCUUUAAGGCCUUCAGUGGGUCUCCCAUGUGGCUAAGCUUCUGACUGAUGCUGCUGUGGCUCAUAGCAGGUCUAGGCAUUAUUGGCCUCAGCAGCCACCCCAUAAACCCUGGAGCUCAUUUUCUGAGUUGAGUAUGCCAUGUGAAUGGAGCUGGCUGCCAUUUACCAAAAUUGAGGUAUUAUUCUACUUAGUCUCAAGGCCUGUCUGGCUCUGGUUCCAACCUGUGGAAAGCUGAGCUCUGGCUCACAAUCCCCAGACUGCUAGCCAUGUCUAAUGUACCCACCCAUCCCAACUCCCAAAUAGGAAAAGCCAAUCUCAUUUAGAAAACAAAAAUAUGUUGGCUUAUCCAUAAGUCAAAGUUCACCACCCCUGGUGGCUGUCAAGGACUAAGCCAAGAACACCCAUCACCUCUUAGCUAGCAUAACUCCCACAAGUACCUGUCCUGCAGGGCAGGGCCUCUUCCCACUUCAUCCUGCUAGAUUACAGUUUAGUAGGAACAGUGAAGAAAGGGGGUGGCACCUCCUUGAGACUUGCCAGUCUGUGAAAUGGGAUGGUCACAGCUGAUACUCUGCUGCUGUAAGAAACUGGGUGAUCCUUUGAAGGUCUGGGUUACUGGGGAAGAGCAGCACACAGAACGUUAGUUCAUUAGCUGCCUCCCUCUCUAUCUGAUUUUGCUGAUAGCUACAUUGACUCCAUGAAAAGAAGCCACAUUCCCAGAACAGAAGCACAACCCUUCUGAAGUUACUGGAACAAGGGUUCAGGUCCCAUCUGCCUUUGGGCCCUUUAUCUAUCAGCAGCUAGAGUCCCAGCCACAGCUCCCUCCUCUCCCUGCAGCAGAGCUUUGCAAGCUAUGAGAGGAAGUGGCUCUUCCUUUCCAUUUGGGCCUUUGGCUGUAACUGUAAAUUGCAGGGAAGCAGGCUGACCUUAGAGGGCCAUAUUUCUGGGACUUCCUAUAUUUGCGGUCUUGGAAAGGCAGGAACAGCCAGACUUGCCAAGGGCGCCUGCUGAUAAUUUGUGCUGUCAUGGUAUCUGGUGGUGUGUGUUCUUGUGUAAUCUGUUGGCUACUUGUGUCUUGAAAUUUAGAAUCAUUUUGUUACUAUUUGUUGGGAAAAAAAAUGAAAUAGAAGCAGCCUAGUUUUACAUCGUGUCUUGUUACCAUAUAAGAUUGACAUUUAAUUUUUCAAGUCAUUGUUGGUGCCUAAUCACUUAAGUUAUUAAUUUAUUCUGUUUUCAAAAAAAUGUAACAUAUUUAUCUUGUGAAGUCUGGGGGUGGGGUGGGAAAUGUGUUCAACUGAGUCUUGUUUCACAGUGGUAACAAAUGGUACAGGCCUGGAGCUUGCAGGUCCCUUUUUAUUAUGGUGUAGAAGCGGACAAUAAAGUCCUUUAGAAAUGCAA
Grammomys surdaster is the source of this 4450-nucleotide messenger RNA. RefSeq names its product GRB2 associated binding protein 2 (gene Gab2). The transcript is spliced from 9 exons. The coding region runs from base 1 to 1197 and encodes 398 amino acids. The record is from RefSeq and is a predicted model, not a curated record. Lineage: Eukaryota; Metazoa; Chordata; Mammalia; Rodentia; Muridae.